UCAUAGAGGAGGGGUUUUGACGUUAUUUACGGGGUUGUGGAGCAUUUAAAAGCAGAAGACUUCCUGCUCAGCAGUUUAACCCACAACAGGUGUAAGAGCACGUUGGAUAAACCUGUUUGAGAACAUUGUGGUUUCAUCUUUGGCUUUGCAAUCAUGGGACUCAUUGGAGUUUCACAAAAUCUUCUGAUGUUCAUAUCAGUUCUGUCUCUAACCAGUGCAACAACAACACAACCAACAACAACAACAGCACUACCAACAACAAUAACAACACUACCAACAACAACAACACCACAAACAACAACAACACCACCAACAACAACAUAUCCACCAACAACAACAACACCACCACCAACAACAACAACAACACCACCACCAACAACAACAACAACAUAUCCACCAACAACAACAGCACCCUUCACAACAUCUGCUACAACUACAACUGGCAUUCAAUGGCCGGCAAUUUUCUAUCCAUUUGGCACGGCGGUCGGAGACGUUCAAACUCUUGUUGUUGGUGAUGAAACCUACGCUUCAGUAAACCUAGACAGUUCAUUUGUGUUUUUUGGCCGCGCGUACAACCUAAUAUAUGUCAACAAUAAUGGACUCCUUUCAUUCAGCCAAGCGAUACCAGAAGCACAUCCUUACAUUUUUCCUUCUGGAGGUGAAGAUUUAAUUGCUGCUCUCUGGACUGAACUGGAUGACUAUGGGCUUGGUGCGUACUACUAUCAGCAGUACACAUCUGGAAAUGUGCUGACACGAGCCACAGAAGAUAUCAAACGCUAUUAUCCUGGACUGAGCUUCAGCGCUACUUGGGUCUUUGUAGCAACUUGGGACUUUGUUGAAACUUGGGAUCCAAACACGUUUUCACAGCAUUUAGCCCCAUCAAUCUCGUUUCAAGCGGUUUUAAUUUCGGAUGGUGUCUCCUCCUUUAUUCUGAUGAACUAUGGUGACAUGAGUGUGAUAGGUUUUCCAGUGGAGGCUGGAUAUGACACAGUUGGCUCCACACAUUACUUUGUUGUUCCUAUGUCAAACGACAGCAACCUCAUCCCAAACCUCAAGUCCUCAAGUAAUGUAAACACUCCAGGCCGUUGGGCUUUCUCUGCAAAUCAAGGCAUUGUACAAUUUUCAGAGAUUUUCUAUCCAGUUGGUUUGGCAGCAGGAGAUGCACAAACUGUUGUUAUUGGCACUGAUGAUUACGUUCCAGUUUACCUGUCCAGUCCAUUUCCGUAUUUUGGUCGGCCAUACAGCCUGAUAUAUGUCAACAAUAAUGGACUCCUUUCAUUCAACCAACCAAUACCAGAAGCACAUCCUUACACUUUUCCUUCUGGAGGUGAAGAUUUAAUUGCUGCUCUAUGGACUGAACUGGAUGACUAUGGAUACGGUGAAUUUUACUAUCAUGAGUACACAUCUGGAAAUGUGCUGACACGAGCUACAGACGAUAUCAAACGCUAUUACCCUGGUCUGAGCUUCAACGCUACUUGGGUCUUUGUAGCAACUUGGGACUUUGUUCAAAGUUAUGAUGCCAAUGUAUUUUUACAUCACUCAACUUCAUCAAUCUCGUUUCAAGCGGUUUUAAUUUCGGAUGGUGUCUCCUCCUUUAUUCUGAUGAACUAUGGUGACAUGAGUGUGAUAGGUUUUCCAACAGAGGCUGGAUAUGACACAUUUGGCUCCACACAUUACUUUGUUGUUCCUAUGUCAAACGAUCCCAACCUCAUCCCCAACCUCAAGUCCACAAGUAAUGUAAACAAUCCAGGCCGUUGGGCUUUCUCUGCCAAUCAAGGCAUUGUACAAUUUUCAGAGAUUUUCUAUCCAGUUGGUUUGGCAGCUGGAGACGCACAAAUAAUCGAGGUUGGCAAUGAUGACUACGCUCAAGUUGGCCUGUUCAGUCCAUUUCCGUUUUUUGGGCGGACAUACAACCUGCUAUAUGUUAACAAUAAUGGACUAAUUUCAUUCAACCAACCGAUUCCAGAAGCAGACCCCCCUUCCAUUUUUCCAACUUAUGGAAAUCAAGAUAUAAUUGCUGCUCUCGUUACUGACCUCGAUGACUUUGGACUUGGUGCAUACUACUAUCAUGAGUACACAUCUGGAAAUGUGCUGACACGAGCCACAGAAGAUAUAAACCGGUAUUUCCCUGGUCAAAGCUUUAGUGCAUCUUGGGUCUUUGUAGCGACUUGGGACUAUGUAAACACUAUGGAUACAAAUGUAUUUUUACAUCAUUUGGCCCCAUCAAUCUCGUUUCAAGUGGUUUUAAUUUCGGAUGGUACCUCCUCCUUUAUUCUGAUGAACUAUGGUGAUAUCGAUGGGUUGGGAUAUGCAGUGGAGGCUGGUUAUGACACAAUAGGCUCCACACAUUACUUUGUCAUUCCUGGGUCAACCGAUUAUAACUUUGUCCCAUACCUCAAGAACACAACUAAUGUAAAUGUGCCAGGCCGUUGGGCCUUUAUGGUGAAUAAAGGAAAUGUGGUAGGACUUCAAAUGAAAGUCACCUCAUUUCUAGACCUAACCGAGAGUGGGAACCUUGCAUUUGUUAUGCAGAAACUGAAAGAUGAACUGGUCAUUCGCGGGGUGUCGACUGAUGUGCGGGUGACUGCACGCAAAGUCCAGAAAACAGAGCCCUAAAAUAACCCUCGUAUAAAGAAGCAAAUUAAAACAAUAAUCAAAGUCUCUUGACACCAGAUAUUCUUGCUGUUGUCAAACCAAUAAAGAGAAAAUGAAUGUGGCUCCACAACAUGCGGAACAUAUGUGCUCUCAACUCUUAAACUUUACAUAUAAAACACACAAACACACACUCAAUGCAUUGACACCACAUCU
Misgurnus anguillicaudatus (oriental weatherfish) is the source of this 2808-nucleotide messenger RNA. The record is from RefSeq and is a predicted model, not a curated record. NCBI's taxonomy places the organism in Eukaryota, Metazoa, Chordata, Actinopteri, Cypriniformes, Cobitidae.